AAGAGCCUUUUUCCUGCAGAAAGGAAUUUGACAUGGCCACAGCCAACGACAGGGCAGUUUUGCAAAGUAUCUUCCACCCAAAUACCCCCUUUGGGGAAAUCUCUGCCGAGUUGGAGGAGGUGCAAGAGGAAGAUGGAGCAGGAGCUGCAUUUGACCCAGAGCUGCUGGAACAAGCCACUGAGCUAGAGAUCCAGGGAGUUGCAGCCGCUGAAGCUGGAGACCUGGAUAAGGCCUUGGAGAGGUUUGACCGAGCCAUUCGGCUGCUCCCUGAGCGAGCUACAGCCUACAACAACAGGGCCCAGGCCCUCCGCCUCAAUGGCGACGUAGCAAGUGCCCGAAAGGACCUGGACAUGACACUGAAACUUAGCAAGGGUGUUGGCCGUGUGGCCUGCCAAGGAUUUGUGCAAAGAGGACUGAUCCAACGCUUGCAAGGCCAGGAAGAGGCAGCCCGGAAGGAUUUUGAGCAAGCAGCCAGUCUGGGCAGCACCUUUGCCCGCCAGCAGCUGGUCCUGAUGAAUCCUUACGCAGCCCUCUGUAACCAGAUGCUCUCAGAAGUGGUGAAGAAGCUCCACUGCCCAAGGGAAGAGCCCCAGCAGGAGGCUUCUUCCAGGGAGAAAGAGUGCCACUGAGAGCUGUGGCUGAGGGUCCAGAAGGGCUCAUUCUGCACUUCCUCUCCAAAAGGCAAGCUGUGGGGGCUGCUCCUCAUUAUGGCUCGCUCGCUCUCCCUUUCUGGCAACAAAGAUUGUCUCAAAGCAAUGUGCAUUUGGGUUGUGAUCUGGAAUAAACUAUACAAAUUGA
This is a messenger RNA of Rhineura floridana, 798 nucleotides long. It is a transcript of the gene TTC36, whose product is annotated as tetratricopeptide repeat domain 36. The record is from RefSeq and is a predicted model, not a curated record. The coding region runs from base 33 to 629 and encodes 198 amino acids. Gene Ontology annotation, biological process: cilium assembly. NCBI's taxonomy places the organism in Eukaryota, Metazoa, Chordata, Lepidosauria, Squamata, Rhineuridae. The transcript has 3 exons. Gene Ontology annotation, molecular function: protein binding.